CCUUAAAUAAAUACAGAAUUCAAGUCGAUAAAGUACCCAGUAAAACCCCACCUACGCUCUUCCUCCUCAUUCAAUUUUCCUUCUCUCCUAGCGUCGUGCCCCAGCUUGGAGAGCCAAAGAAUCCAUAGCAGGAAAAUGGGGUUCUUGUCAUUUCUUGGAAGGGUCCUCUUUGCUUCUGUUUUCAUCCUUUCUGCUUGGCAAAUGUUCAAUGAAUUUGGGGAAGAUGGUGGGCCUGCUGCAAAGGAAUUGGCUCCCAAAGUGGCUGGUCUGCAGGAUUUUCUUGAAUCCAAGAUGGGGGCAGGGGCACCAAAAAUUGAUGUUAGGCAUGUGGUAGCAGCUUUCAUGGUUCUAAAAGGAUUGGGUGGAUUGCUAUUAGUAUUCGGUAGCUUCACUGGUGCUGUUCUACUGAUGUGUUACUUGAUAAUGGCCACUCCGCUUCUGCACGAUGAUAUCAGCCACUUUAACCUUGGAGAACCACAGUAUCUCAUUGCCCUACAAGAGUUCCUCCAGUGUGUGGCAUUCCUUGGUGCAUUGCUGUUUUUCGUGGGGAUGAAGAACUCGAUUAACCGGAGGCUACCAAAGAAAAAGACCCACAAGCCCAAGACAGGUUAGGAUACAUCAUUGAGAAGGGAGUUGUAUAAGAUUGGAUUAUUCAUGGUUUGUUGGUUAGCUUUUAUGAUUAGAAGUGACUAGUUAAGUCUGCUUAACAGUGAAGAGUUCUUCCAAGAACCCCCAUCACCUGGACUUUUUGCAUUUUUUUUUCCUCUUGAAAUUAACGGUUAUUGAAAUUAUGGGGGUGCAAUAUUGCCACUGUGAGGAGGUUUUGAAUUCCCUUUUAUAUUAAAGCUUUCUCAGUGCCUCCA
This is a messenger RNA of Solanum dulcamara, 863 nucleotides long. RefSeq lists its product as uncharacterized. The coding region runs from base 136 to 612 and encodes 158 amino acids. The transcript has 5 exons. The record is from RefSeq and is a predicted model, not a curated record. NCBI's taxonomy places the organism in Eukaryota, Viridiplantae, Streptophyta, Magnoliopsida, Solanales, Solanaceae.